GGGGAGGUAGGUCGGCAGAGAGGGGGAGACGAGAGAGUGGUUAGAAAGUUUAGAGGCGAAGAGAAGGGUUGAGUGCUGAAGUACAGUGAGGGAGCGACUGAGGCCAGAGGACGGGCAGAGUGUGCAGAGUAAGAAGUAGAGAGAGAGGAAGAAGUGUGUGUGUCAGUAACGGUGGGGAAGUGUCCCAAGGAGCCUGAGUGACAAGAGGUGUGUGAGCGUGACAGUGUUUGUCCCCCGGCUCCUCUCUUUCUCUCUCACUUUCUCUCUGUGCUCCUUGGGGGGACUGCCAUGUCCUCGAUACUUCCCUUCACUCCCCCCAUUGUCAAGAGGCUGCUGGGAUGGAAGAAGGGAGAGCAGAACGGACAAGAGGAGAAAUGGUGCGAGAAGGCAGUGAAAAGUCUGGUGAAGAAGCUGAAGAAGAGCGGCCAGCUGGACGAGCUGGAGAAGGCACUGACCACCCAGAGCAUCAGCACCAAGUGCAUCACCAUCCCCAGGUCUCUGGAUGGGAGACUCCAGGUGUCCCAUCGUAAGGGGUUGCCUCAUGUCAUAUACUGCCGCCUCUGGAGGUGGCCAGAUCUGCACAGUCACCACGAGCUUCGAGCCAUGGAGGUGUGUGAAUAUGCCUUCAGCAUGAAGAAGGACGAAGUGUGUGUGAAUCCUUAUCACUACCAGAGAGUGGAGACUCCAGUUCUACCUCCUGUGCUGGUUCCACGAAACACCGAAAUUCCAGCAGAAUUCCCUUCACUUGAUGAUUACAGCCAUUCCAUUCCGGAAAAUACCAAUUUCCCAGCAGGCAUCGAGCCACAGAUAAACUACAUUCCAGAAACGCCUCCUCCUGGUUACUUGAGCGAAGAUGGGGAAACAAGCGACCAAAUGAAUCACAGUAUAGAUACAGGGUCUCCAAAUCUGUCACCAAACUCUAUGUCUCCUGCUCAUAGCAACAUGGACCUGCAGCCUGUCACAUACUGCGAGCCGGCCUUUUGGUGCUCCAUCUCCUAUUAUGAGCUUAACCAACGCGUAGGGGAGACGUUCCACGCUUCCCAGCCCUCCAUGACAGUGGAUGGAUUCACCGAUCCUUCCAACUCUGAACGUUUCUGCCUGGGGCUGUUGUCCAACGUAAAUCGGAAUGCAGCUGUGGAGCUGACACGGAGACACAUCGGGAGAGGCGUGCGGCUGUAUUACAUUGGAGGGGAAGUGUUUGCCGAGUGCCUCAGUGACAAUGCCAUAUUUGUACAGUCCCCAAAUUGUAACCAGCGCUAUGGUUGGCAUCCUGCCACAGUCUGCAAGAUUCCACCAGGCUGUAACCUGAAGAUAUUUAAUAACCAGGAGUUUGCUGCUCUUUUGGCUCAGUCAGUAAACCAGGGCUUUGAGGCUGUGUAUCAGCUUACGAGAAUGUGCACCAUACGUAUGAGUUUCGUCAAAGGCUGGGGAGCCGAAUACAGGCGACAGACUGUGACUAGCACCCCCUGCUGGAUCGAGCUGCACUUGAACGGGCCCUUGCAAUGGUUGGAUAAGGUUCUCACUCAGAUGGGGUCUCCAAGUAUCCGCUGCUCCAGUGUUUCUUAAAGAGAAGCAGCUUGGUGACAGGUUAUAUCAUUCUGUGGGCCAAGCGAGCAAAGAGACUAAGCUUUAGGUGAAAAUGAGUCAAUUGCUUCUUAGUCCAUUCUUAACAUGCUUAGACAAGAGACGGCAAACUGAAGCCAAGCAACUGAAAGCCACAGUCUGGUUAGUUUCAGUAGACAUCUCAUUGGCCCAGUGCAAGGACUCUUGAGCUAGAACUUACCAGCAUUCUGAAAUCCAGCAUGGUGGAGCAAUAAAAGCCGGCUCUUACUGCACACCUUUAUCCAGGAAAAGCCAACUGCUGCUGCCCACGUACACCUUGAUUCCAGACACAUGACUUACAGCCGCUGGACCUGGCCUGCAUUAAAAAAAAAC
Xenopus laevis (African clawed frog) is the source of this 1935-nucleotide messenger RNA. It is a transcript of the gene smad3.L, whose product is annotated as SMAD family member 3 L homeolog. Gene Ontology annotation, cellular component: nucleus; heteromeric SMAD protein complex; transcription regulator complex. Gene Ontology annotation, biological process: transforming growth factor beta receptor signaling pathway; activin receptor signaling pathway; cell differentiation. Gene Ontology annotation, molecular function: I-SMAD binding; DNA-binding transcription factor activity, RNA polymerase II-specific; RNA polymerase II cis-regulatory region sequence-specific DNA binding. NCBI's taxonomy places the organism in Eukaryota, Metazoa, Chordata, Amphibia, Anura, Pipidae. The record is from RefSeq and is marked provisional.